Messenger RNA from Physcomitrium patens, 967 nucleotides. RefSeq lists its product as uncharacterized. Lineage: Eukaryota; Viridiplantae; Streptophyta; Bryopsida; Funariales; Funariaceae. Gene Ontology annotation, molecular function: structural constituent of ribosome. Gene Ontology annotation, cellular component: mitochondrial ribosome; mitochondrial large ribosomal subunit. Gene Ontology annotation, biological process: mitochondrial translation. The record is from RefSeq and is a predicted model, not a curated record.
CCCCAUGUUUUACUCGCCCUCAUCGUUCUGCAGAGCUCUUCUAGGGUUCUGGGUUUUAUGGUUCGCGGCUCAGUCUCACCGUCCAUUCCCUUGUCAUUCCGUGCGUGUUACCGUGCGGCACCUGUUGCCUGUAUAUCGCCAUCGAAUUCUUGGAUCUGCUUGCCGAAUUUCGAAACCUGUGUGAGGCGAUCAGAUGCUAAUGAUCGAAUUUGAUGGAAUGUAGAAGUUAGACCUUGAGACGGAAGCAAGUUUUGUCUCGUUUUUUCCGGUUUUCGAGAUUGUUCGUCACUAUGUUGGCCAGAUUCUUGAGGAGGCCGUUAGUGGCUGGCGCUGCACAGGUACAGAGGACGAGGACUGGACUCGCGGAUUUCUUUGAGGCUGGGCGUGAUCCUAAUCAGGACGCCAAUAUCACUUACGGUCGUAGUUGGAAGGCAGAGGAACUAAGACAGAAGUCAUGGGAAGACCUGCAUCAACUAUGGUACGUUUGCUUGAAGGAGAAGAAUAUGUUGCUAUCACAGAAACAAAUGUUGCUGUCGCAAAACAUGCGGAUGCCAAACCCUGAGCGUUUUCCUAAGGUACGCAAGACAAUGUGUCGCAUCAAGCAGGUGUUGACUGAAAGGGCUUUGGCGGAGGAAGACCCAAGUAGGCGAAAAUCUUUAAGGAAGAUGAUCAACGACCUAUGAGGCAGAAACGAUCCCACUGUCAAAAGUUGCAGAUUGUACAAAUCGUUAGGUACACGGAGAGGUUACUUCAGGAAGUAUCCAGCUUUGUGCGCGAAGAGAUGCCCGUAUGUGGUGGAUAUAUUGUGAUUAAGAGAUUGGGUUACAUCCCAUUUCACCAGAAAUUGGCAGUUCCAAUCUUCAUAUCAUUAAAAAUACUUUCUGUGUUGGUGAAGUAUUCAUGGACUUCUCUGCAGAAACUUUGUCACACAGAGAAUCGUUACUAAUAAAGGGAUUGAUUUAAGUGA